Hyposmocoma kahamanoa is the source of this 3100-nucleotide messenger RNA. RefSeq names its product conserved oligomeric Golgi complex subunit 5 (gene fws). Bases 1 to 2241 code for a protein of 746 amino acids. Gene Ontology annotation, biological process: intra-Golgi vesicle-mediated transport. NCBI's taxonomy places the organism in Eukaryota, Metazoa, Arthropoda, Insecta, Lepidoptera, Cosmopterigidae. Gene Ontology annotation, cellular component: COG complex. The transcript has a single exon. The record is from RefSeq and is a predicted model, not a curated record.
AUGGACGCAAAAGACGUAUGUGUGGAGAUUGAGAACGAUGAAUUCUAUAGCAAGUUUUUAGUAGACACUGUGAAGCCGCUAGUCGGCGAAAAUAUAUCUGUAACAGACCAAGUAAAUAAACUUGCUCAAGGCAUCGAAAAACUAAGUAAAAGUUUAGAGAAGCAAGUCCUAGCGAAACACAACGACCUUUUAACACAGGCCAGUCAUAUAUCUGAUUUGGAAACCACGUUGGAGUCUGUACAAUCUCAAGUUCAAGGCUUGUUACGUGGAGCACAAAAAUUACAAGAACGCGUUCACACGCCGUAUUAUGCGCUAGAAAACCAAACAAGAAUGCUUGAAAGAGUGCAAACAACAUGCAAUUUACUGCGACACACGUCCAAGAUUUUAGUUUUGUGGAAUAAAUUGUCAAGUAUUAAGGAUAACCCUGCUAAAGAGGCUAUAAUACUCUUUGAACUGAAUGAGCUGAUAAGCGAUUACGAUUUCGAAGGAAUAGUCCUACUAGAAGAGGUAUUGAAGGCAGUCGAACAUAGAAGAAAGGAGUUACUAGAUAACUCAACAAUAUUGCUGCAAUCAAGUUUGUUGAAUGGAGAUAAAGUAAAACUUCUUCAAUGUUUUAAAGUGUUUCAUAAUCUCCAAUGCACUGAGGAACAGAUUAAAAAUUCAGUCCACAGUAUACUCGCUGAUCUGAAAAAGGAGAUUGUUAAUGCCCUGAAUGUUCAAAUGGUACAAAUUGAAGUAAAAAAGUCUAGUUCUGGGCGUAUUGCACCUGGGAAAGCCAACAUUAUGAAUGCCCAAGACUUUAAGAUAAAACUAUGGGACAAUAUUGAGAAACUCUUCAAAGUUGACAUCUACAAUAGCUGCACUAAAGUCAUAAUGUUGCAAACUGUAAUAAAUGAGCUGCACGCCAUUGGGAACUUCAGGAAUAUUGCCAAAAAUUUCUGGACUGACUUGUGCAUUGUUUUCAGCAAUGAGCUUGAAAAGAGUCCCACGAAUGUCAACCAAUCCAUUGAGAUAGAUUUCCCGAAACUGCUUAAAUGUUUCAAUGAUCUGCUCUCAAGGCUUAAAUGCAAAGAUUUGGAGUUAAACCGUACUUGUUUAACGAAAUGGGAGAAUUUUUUCCUUUCAAAAUCUUUGGGCAAACUACUAGAGCCUGUUCGAAGCAUGUGGCACUUAAGUCAAGUUCCUAACAUGGACCAAAUAGAUACUGCAAUUAGGAUUAUAUCGGAAGCUUUGAGCAUUUCACUAGGAGACAAACAGUUGAGCAUCAGCUUGGCUAACAGUGUUGCUAAAAGUAUAAAACAAAUGAAUGUUGAGGCUGAACAACGACUGUCCUUGGACAGCGAAGUAGCCCAAAUUAUUGAGCCACCAACAAGUACUCAACAGAAAAAUGCUGAUCUUUGCAAUUCCUUGCACUACUUUUCAUCACAAAUCAAAAGACUUCUUGUCAAUAUGAACACCAUGUUACCACCAGAGAGUAUUCAAAUAGUUCAAAACAGCCUUAAAGAUAUUUCCAGCAUGCCUGUUUUACAAUUAUUUGCAGAAUCCAUCAAGAACUCACUCUAUAUCAUACUUAUGACAAUGCAUGAUGAACCAGAUUUAGUCCGUGCUGAUGACCCAACAGGCAAAAAUUUGUCAUGUUCCCCCUAUAUGAAAGAGUUACAACAAUUUGUAUCUCGUUGCAAAGACAUCUACUUGUCAAUGUUCACUGAGAAACCAGCUCUAAAUGAAUGUUGUUUGAACAUAGCAAGAGCUUGCACGGAACGGUUUGUUCAGCACAUUUGUAAUGUCAGGCCAUUAAGUAAAUUUGGACGUGUUAAAUUACAGAUUGACUGUAAACAUUUGGAGAUUGCUUUAUCGCCUUUAGUAGCUGAUAUGACAGACCUCGGGGACUUCUACAGGCAAUUAAAAGCAUUACAGUUGCUUCUAGAGAAAACUCCUCAAGAAAUUGCAAAAAGUCAGUCAGAAGGUGCAUCAUUACCAUAUUCAUUAGUGAUGAUGCUUCUAUUCUCCUAUGCGGGGCCUCAGUUAAUGGCCCCACAUACAUGUGCAGGCUGGAAUAUACAAAAGCUUAUGCAAUGGUUGGAUUCACAUAAGAAUGAAAGAGAAAGAUUAGAGUUUGUGGCUGGUGCCUUGCAGAGGUAUCAAAAUCAUAUAAGAAACAAUCAAAUUGCUACUUACGAUGAGGUGUACCCCAUAUUGGUGCAGUUGCUAGAAGAUGGUAGGAAGAAUUUAAAAAAAUAGUAUUAUUUAAUUAUUCCUUUAAUGUCAUAAAGAGAUUUUCAUAUUUGGGGCCCUUUAAGUUUUUAUUAUUAUUAUUGAAGUGUAGUGAUUACAAUCUACUUUAGCCCUACUUAACUAUGAUUGUUUACAUAAAAUCAGUCUUGCAGAUCGUAGGCAAAUAUCUGACUUAAUUAGUUUGCAUAAAAUUGUUAAUUCAUUCGAACAUCUGAACUUUAAAGUACUUACUCGGUCUUGUGUAUAUUCCAUAAUUUAUUUUACCACUGACAAAGAAAGUAUUUCCCAAAAUAGACCAUCAUACAGGUGUCAAAAGUGAAUGUUCUGCGACGGAAUGAAUUGUGCAAGCUAGCUUAUAUAAAGUGAACCGUUUGGGCAUGUUGACCAGUUGGACAAAAUAGACUGCCUGAUUCCUAAGAGGCUCCCAACAGCACCUAUUUCAAGGAAAGUAACAACAAUAUGUUGUUAAUUAUUUUCAAAUAUAUAUCGCCCGUUUCCCAGAACAAUAUGUUAUCCCUAAAACAUCGAGAUUAUAAUAACUACAUAACACGUUGUUCUGCUCGGCAUUUCUCUACGUGAUCGAAUCAGAAAUGAGAAGAUCCGUAGCACGAAAGUCGCCGACAUAGCUUAAAAGGUUAGCAAGUUGAAGUGGCAGUGGGCAGGGCACAUAGCUCGUAGAUCUAACGGCCGUUGGGGCAGAAAGGCGUUCAGUGGGACGGCCCCCUACUAGAUGGACGGAUGGCCUGGUAAGGGCGUCGGGUAACCGAUAGAUGCACGUCGCGUCCGAUCGGCUAGUCUGGAAAUUUUGGGGGUGGCCAAGGUUCAGUAGGACGUCCUUCGGCUGAUAUGAUGAUGAUGAUGUUGU